GAGACGGCUGUCGCCGCUGCAAGGCGACCACGACCGUGUCCAUGUGGGUCUGCUCGCUGCAGGAGAUCCAGCAGGCCAUGGAGGCCUUCCCCGUCGCGACGGAGGAGGUCGAGCACACGGUUAUUAACUGCGAGCGCUGUGCCAGCGUCAUAUUCCCGCGGGCCAGAGAGGUGCUCACCACUCGCUCGGCGACGCAGCCCCUGGCUGCUGCUAGCGGGAAGCCAAUGAAGGUGGCGAACUUCCAGCUGAGCAUGCCCCACGUGGACGGGUGUCUUCGCAAGGGCAUGCCGCUGCAAGCGGUGCCUGUACGACUGCCCAAGAGCGAGCUGAAGUUUGUGGUGGAGAGGAUUGCCAGGUGCCCGCUGGCGCCGAGGUUGACGGGCAAACCGCAGUACCGACCGAGGAAGGUGGAACUGAUCACUCAACAGAACCAUCUGCACCAGGUGGCUAUUAAAUUGCUUGCAACGGUUGUAGGCGCGUUCGAUCCGAAUUCACCUACUGCAGUGGGGCCUCUUCGGCAGGUUGUUGCACUGCUGGGAAAGAUGGAGCCACUUGCGUUAUUUUCUGAGUGGUCACCGCCUCGGCAACUAUCAGAGGAAAAUGUGAUUCCGAAGGAAGUGACUUCGAGUUCUGCAUUUGACGACCAGCAUGUCAUCUCUAAUGUCUCAAAAGAUGGAAUGUCGUACGAAGCGGUGGCUAUUGUGACCGAGCGCAACUCUGACAGCCGAAUACUCGUGCCAAAGGGGACGCUGGCGACUUCUAUCAAGAUUACAUUGUUUUCGUCCAAUUUUGUCGGUGAAACAUUUGGGCUCGAGUCGAUCACAUGCAAGGAGGCAGCCUUUCCCUCUUUGCAUACUCCCGCCGGUGUGGUGCUACAAAACAUUCAACAGUGGCUACUUGAUGCUGCUGUUUCGACAUUACCUGAUGUCCGAGAUCUGGCCCUUCAGGCGCUUCAAAAACUCCUACUUGCAUCAGGCUCCCUCUGCGGACUCCUACAGCUCGCAACAUGCCUCGUACUCAAUACUCGUGUGGAAUCAAGCGCCCCGGCUAUUGAUAUGCAAACUUGGAACCGACUGGACGAGCUCUCCGAAGACGCCCAGUCUUCGACACACUUGUUCCUGGUGGAGCUAGCAACGGCGAUUCAAAGUGUGGUGAUCGGAAACCACUCGCAGGUUGAUCAGAAAUCCCUUCUCGACAAGCAUGCCGUUGAAAAACUGUUCAUGUUACAAGAAGAGAUUCACGCUCCAGAGAGUAACUCAUCGUAUACGGCCGGCGAUGAUCCUGCGUCGCUUUCUUCUUUGAUCAUCUUACUGGCUGGAAGGCAAAAGUUUUUGGAUUGUGUUAAGCGCCGGUCACAGCUGGGGAUAAUUGUUAUGCAUAUGCUUAGCGAGCUAUCGGCGUGGCAAAUGAAACGAAUGCAGAAAGCCGAAGAGUUCACGGGAAAACGCGAGCUUGAACUCAUGCAGUUAGAGGAGCCUUUCUCGAUGGAAAUUUGUCCCGAUUUUUUUACGAUAUCGCAUCGAUUGCUGGUCAGCGUGCUGGCACGGUGGCUUCCAAGUGGGCUAAAAUAUGAAAAGGCUGAUCUUCGGCCAGAGGAGGAAGAAGAAAAAAAGGAAAGCGAUUCUGCACUCAACGCUAGCCGUGCGAUCCAAGACGUAUACGAUGCCUUGGCAUCCUCGUUCUUGCAGUUUCGUGUGGAUUUUGAGAAGCCGCGGGCGCCAAUCGAACAGGAUCCACCACCACAGACGCUUAACGGGGGAUACGAGGGCCAUUCUAAAUUCUCACCUGAUGGUCUAUGUGUUGCGGUACUCGAGAUAGUAACCUCCAACCUUCGCCGCUUGGUUCUCUCCAGAAUUGAUCCGGUCGAUAUAGGUAUCAAGCCGGCAUUCGUUCAAAGCGAAGAUGACUUACUGUCGGCCCCGCCAGCGUUAAACCCGACGGUGUCUUCUCUCGAACAGUUAAUAUCACUGGGCACAAAGCGAAGUGACGCAUUCUUCCCUGUAUCCUUGAAAGCUGCUGCCGCGAUGGAAGUUGGGACCGAAGCUUUCUAUCCGUCAGCACACCAACGAACGAAAGUGCUGGCUUCACGUAUGGGCAAGGGUGCCACGCUGGAGGUCCAAGUACGCUGGCCUGUUCAGGAGCGGGAUCAGGAAGACCCGCGUUACGAAAGGCUAAUCCUGAUGCUUCAGUUCGAAUGCAUUAAGCUGGGGAUUCGACACGCCAUUCGAGGAAGCUGGCAUUUUUUCAUGCACUUGGUGGUGGAGGUGCCUUCGACGCGUGACACGGAGGAAGUGCUCACGCAACACUUCGCCCCAUGCAUUCAGCGCGCUGGCUUUUCGUCGUGGCAAGUAGCUGCAGGGGCGCAGGAGCUCUCGAUCAAUUUACAGCGGCAUCUCCAUUGGAACCGUGUUGAGAAGAUGUCUCAAGACUCUGGGGCCGGGUGGAUUCGCGUGUAUCCUGCCGACGUUGCUGCCUAUGACGAGGUGCUCGCGGAUGUUGAAGGAUUUCUCUCAGAGCACGGAAAGUAUAAGGCGACACCGGCGCGCCCGUAGCGCCGCGAAAUGCCGUUCUCCAGAUGAAUACAAUAGACUUGUUGAAUCGCCG
Messenger RNA from Phytophthora sojae, 2604 nucleotides. RefSeq lists its product as hypothetical. NCBI's taxonomy places the organism in Eukaryota, Oomycota, Peronosporomycetes, Peronosporales, Peronosporaceae. The transcript is spliced from 8 exons. The record is from RefSeq and is a predicted model, not a curated record. The coding region runs from base 42 to 2552 and encodes 836 amino acids.